UUCAGGUUGGAGUAAGGGGCGUUUUGAAGUUGAGGCUGCCGUCUGCUGUCAAGUCGACAGUAAUUUUUCUCAUUUUUCAUAUAUUCAGUUCAUUAUCAUUACUCUGCCAAAAUGUCAGACUCAAAGUAUUUUACAACAACUAAAAAAGGAGAAAUCUUUGAAUUAAAAUCAGAAUUGAAUAAUGACAAGAAAGAAAAGAAAAAAGAAGCUGUUAAAAAAGUCAUUGCGUCAAUGACUGUAGGAAAAGAUGUAUCAGCAUUGUUCCCAGACGUCGUCAACUGCAUGCAGACUGAUAAUUUGGAGCUGAAGAAACUUGUUUAUCUCUACCUUAUGAAUUAUGCCAAGAGUCAACCCGAUAUGGCUAUUAUGGCAGUCAACACAUUUGUCAAGGAGCUAGCAACAUCUCCAAUGACUAAGGAUUGUGAGGAUCCAAAUCCACUGAUACGUGCCUUGGCAGUACGAACAAUGGGAUGUAUUCGUGUUGACAAAAUAACUGAAUAUCUUUGUGAACCUUUGAGAAAAUGUCUGAGGGAUGAGGACCCAUAUGUAAGAAAAACAGCGGCUGUUUGUGUUGCUAAAUUGUACGAUAUUAAUGCUUCAUUGGUUGAAGAUCUAGGAUUUUUAGACCAAUUAAAAGAUUUACUAUCAGACAGUAAUCCUAUGGUUGUUGCAAAUGCAGUAGCUGCAUUAUCAGAGAUAAAUGAAUCAAGUCCUAGUGGACAACCACUUGUUGAAAUGAAUUCACAAACAAUAAAUAAAUUGUUAACUGCUCUUAAUGAGUGUACUGAGUGGGGACAGGUGUUUAUUUUAGAUUCUUUGGCUAACUAUUCACCAAAUGAUGAUCGUGAAGCUCAAAGUAUUUGUGAACGAAUUACUCCACGAUUGGCACAUGCUAAUGCUGCAGUUGUACUUUCAGCUGUCAAGGUGCUGAUGAAACUUAUGGAGAUGUUGGAGUCAGAGUCUGAUUUUGUUGGAACAUUGACUAAGAAAUUAGCUCCACCUUUAGUUACACUUCUUAGUUCUGAACCAGAAGUUCAAUAUGUUGCGUUAAGAAAUAUUAAUUUAAUUGUACAAAAGCGACCAGAUAUUUUAAAACAUGAGAUGAAAGUAUUUUUUGUGAAAUAUAAUGAUCCUAUUUAUGUUAAAUUGGAGAAACUCGAUAUUAUGAUACGAUUAGCAUCACAGGCCAAUAUUGCCCAAGUUCUAUCUGAAUUGAAAGAGUAUGCUACAGAAGUGGAUGUUGAUUUUGUAAGAAAAGCUGUUAGAGCUAUUGGUCGUUGCGCUAUUAAAGUUGAACCGUCUGCUGAAAGAUGCGUAUCUACACUAUUAGAUCUGAUCCAAACCAAAGUAAAUUAUGUGGUUCAAGAAGCUAUUGUAGUUAUAAAAGACAUUUUCCGAAAAUAUCCAAACAAAUAUGAAAGCAUUAUUUCAACACUCUGUGAAAAUCUUGAUACUCUUGAUGAACCAGAAGCUCGUGCAUCAAUGAUUUGGAUUAUUGGAGAAUAUGCUGAGCGUAUUGAUAAUGCAGAUGAAUUACUUGAAAGUUUCUUAGAGGGUUUCCAUGAUGAAAAUACUCAAGUUCAAUUGCAAUUACUUACAGCCAUAGUGAAAUUAUUUUUGAAACGUCCUACGGACACUCAAGAACUAGUACAACAAGUAUUAAGUCUCGCGACACAGGAUUCUGAUAAUCCAGAUCUUAGAGAUCGUGGUUUUAUUUAUUGGCGAUUAUUAAGUACAGAUCCUGCUGCCGCUAAAGAAGUUGUGCUGGCUGAAAAACCAUUAAUCUCAGAAGAAACAGAUUUAUUAGAGCCAACUUUACUUGAUGAAUUAAUAUGCCAUAUAUCAAGUUUAGCUUCAGUUUAUCACAAACCACCUACUGCUUUUGUCGAAGGAAGAUCCGCUGGCGCUAGAAAAUCAUUACCUGCUCGAACUAAUUCGAGUGAUGAUACUCAGAAAAAUCAAUCCACUCCCCAAGUCAUUCCUGCACAAGAUUCGCUUAUUGGAGAUCUUCUUAGUAUGGAUAUUGGUGGACCUCCAGUUGUUCCUGCAGCACCAGCAGCUUCUGCUGGACUUGAUCUUUUAGGUGGUGGAUUAGACGGAAUCCUCGGAGGAACAGAAAAUUCAGCACCAAUUGUUUCUCAAAGUACAACAGGUCUUCUUGGAGAUAUAUUUGGUUUCAACCAAGCUCCAACGUCCUAUGUACCACCGAAAGUUAAUUGGCUUCCUGCGGAAAAAGGAAAAGGUUUUGAUAUUUGGGGAACAUUUUCCAGAAAAAAUGGCCAAAUCAAUAUGGAGAUGACUUUCACCAAUAAAGCUAUGCAACCGAUGGGCGGUUUUGCAAUUCAAUUAAAUAAAAAUAGUUUCGGGCUUACGCCAGCUGCUCCCUUGCAAGUACCAGCACCACUGGGACCUGGAGCUAGUGUAGAAGUUAGUGUAGUACUCUCUACCGGUGGUGCUGUUCAGCGAAUGGAUCCUUUAAAUAAUUUACAAGUUGCAAUUAAAAAUAAUAUUGAUGUGUUUUAUUUUGCGUGUUUGGUUCCAAUGAAUGUAUAUUUUGCUGAAGAUGGCCAAUUAGAUAAAAGAGUUUUUCUUUCUACGUGGAAAGACAUUCCAGCUCAAAAUGAGGUUCAAUACACACUUAAUGGAAUCCUGUUAACAGCAGAUCAAGUAGUUCAGAAAAUGCAACAAAAUAACGUUUUUACGAUUGCUAAAAGGAAUGUAGAAGGUCAAGAUAUGCUAUAUCAGUCCCUGAAGUUAACAAAUAAUGUGUGGGUGCUUAUUGAACUCAAAAUACAACCAGGAAAUCCAGAUGUUACUCUUUCACUCAAAUCACGUACUGUGGAAGUAGCGCCUGGAGUAUUCCAAGCUUAUACGUCUAUUUUACAUUCUUGAACUGAGAAUUUAAAUAAUAAUAAUGAUUUUUUAUCUUUAAUUAAAUAAUUUAAUAAUAUCAGUUAUCCAUAAUAUUAUGACAAAACCAUGUUUUUGUAAAAUUCCAUUAAAAUGAUAAGAAAAAAUAUUCAGAAUGGUAAAAACAGAAUGUGAAAUUUAGACAAAUUUGAUGAAAAUUGUUAUAAAAUAAAUUAUAGACAUAUUUACUUACGUUUAAAUAAUAUAUGUAUUAUAAUAUAAUUUGCAAAAUCUUGAAA
Messenger RNA from Chelonus insularis, 3149 nucleotides. RefSeq names its product adaptor protein complex 1/2, beta subunit (gene AP-1-2beta). The transcript has 12 exons. Gene Ontology annotation, molecular function: clathrin binding. Lineage: Eukaryota; Metazoa; Arthropoda; Insecta; Hymenoptera; Braconidae. Gene Ontology annotation, cellular component: membrane coat; clathrin adaptor complex. Gene Ontology annotation, biological process: intracellular protein transport; vesicle-mediated transport. The coding region runs from base 112 to 2892 and encodes 926 amino acids. The record is from RefSeq and is a predicted model, not a curated record.